Messenger RNA from Mycena citricolor, 2513 nucleotides. The record is from the annotation of a GenBank genome assembly. Lineage: Eukaryota; Fungi; Basidiomycota; Agaricomycetes; Agaricales; Mycenaceae.
CUCGGCGGCUGAGUUUGGGCGGGUAGGUUAUUCUUUUGCUAAAUAUCCAUCAUCUAGCGCGUGUUCCCGUCCCGUUGUUCCACUAACACCCCUUAGCUCCUUGUUCUCUCUAUCUUCUCUAGCUCGGAGGAAGCUGAGAGUUUGGCCACCCCGAUGACGCUUCCAGUGAUGAGCCCUCCAUGACUCCUCAAAGUUCUCGUCACGGCUUCUAGAUCAAGCCCACAGUCGAAAACUGCACCUUAGGCUAAGACCUAUCUUUUGACAUGACCUAAUCCCAGUUUCACGCUUAUCUCGCAGACCAAACUCUCUGGAUAUCGACCCCUCGAUCAUAAUAUGCAGAUAAGUCAAUUCUUCUCUCCACCCAGAGAGGUUGAGAGGCUGGCCAUCUCAAGGAUAUCUCGAUGAUGGGUCUCUGAUUUCCGUCGCGAACCGCAUUCCUAACAAGCCGUCUCGUCUAGAUCGAUGGACCGGCGUACUUAUACAAUUCGCUCGAAACACUCACGAAAAAGAUAAGUCUCCUUUGCUUUCUUUGCCCGGAGGAGACUGAGAGUCUGGCCAUCUCAAUGACGCUCCAAUGAUGGGCUCGUUUGUUCGUUUUUUGCGCGCAAAAAGAUUGUUCUAACAAUAAACGCGCAGGCUGGUCUCCCGCUCGCGACAAUUCCCACUCGAAGACCAAUAGUCAAAACUGAGUCGCUUCUAACCUUCGCUCUGAGGAGUCUGAAGGGCUGGCCACCCCGAUGAUGACUCUGAUGACGAGCAUGUUUUUCGUGCAUCGUCGCCCGUUCAAAUGACUGACUAGAUUUCUGUCAGAUUCUUGUGCGAAUUCCGCUCAUAACGAUAAAAAAACAUUCGAGUGUCGGUUUUCUGACUGGAUGGGCCGCUGGCAUUGGAUGCACGAGUGAGAUAUGGUCCCUGAUGCGACGACUCGCCACGCUUGGACUCGCUCGCUGAGAUCGACAUGGAUAAUAACUUAUAUACAGUGAAGUAAUUACUGUGCAAGGCAAGUAUGACACUGCGCUCUAGUAGUCCUCCACUGACUUUCAGAACAGAUCCCAAACCGAAACUCGCGGGAAGACGAGUUUAAGAGACUCGGCGUGAUGUUUGGGCGCCUGGAUUCUUUUCAUCCUCUUGCGGCAUACCCUAGUCGAACCCUCGCUUGUAACACCAUCCAGAGCGUCCUCACCAAGCUCUAGUACAGUCACAUUUGGAUGCCGGAUGACCACACCCAAAAUCGACCCCAACGCGAUCCCGCAUCUGGCCGUGAUCCGUAAGACGUAGAGGUACUCGCGCAGCUCCAGUGCGUCCAAAAUGGCGGAAUAUCGUGCACCCGUCAGCUCUGGAUGAGGAAUCAACUCCAAUGUCGUCUUUUCGCGAUUGCCGAGUGUCACCAGCGUCAAUUCUCCACCACGAAGCUUUUGGACACGCAUCCCGAAAUCCUUGCCUCCUUCAUGCAACGGAUCUCGAUAACGCAUCGUGCGGUGGGGGGAUUUCCCCAAGUCAUGUGUGAUUCGGCUUUCAUCGCACCAGGGUAUAUGGUGCAUCGCGCGGUGUCUCGCGAGCAGGAAGGUUCCAGCAUUGUACACGACGCUUGCGACAGCGACUACGGGAACAACUGCGAUCAGGAAUACGACGGGCAGAUCCAGCAGACUGAUGCCCAUCAUCCGGGGUUGCGCGAGGAGAGGGAUGUAUUCUGUUGGUUGCAAGCGUCGUGAUGAAAUCUUGAGUCGACCGUUCAUCACAAAGACGACGAUAUCGAGUGCGCUGUGUGGGAUGGCGGUGACGAUGAACGUCGCUAUCUCGCGUGUGGAUGCAAACAUCUGCAUGGUCGGGGGAAGGAUAAUUUCGUCCAAUUGGAUCACAGAUUUCUCGAAUGAACCCAACAAGCGUAUGAGCUUUCGUCCGUCCCUAUGGCUGUACCCUGGGGGGCUGCCCUGCUCCAGUGAGAGACCACGCAAAGGCGCGAGACCAACCCCGAUAGCGAUAGCGAGGUGGCUGAAGCCAAGUGUGGUGGUGCUUAGUUUGCCGUUCUGCAGAUCCUCAUUCGGGAAUCCUGUUGCGUGUAGGAAGGGAAGUACGGACAAAAGUCGAAGGCGGGACGAGACCAACAUGAGACUAGAAAGGUCCACCGAGCGAAGAAAGGACACUAUUUCAGAAAGGAGUUCGUCGGGGAGGUCGAGCAAGGUCAUUCUCUCGGACCUCUCUCGGACCAGAGAGUGGGUGAGAAUCGAGAGGCGUCGAUAUACAUCUCGGGUCUACGAACAUCUGGUCUUCAGGCACGAUGUCACUACUCGGAGCUCACCGCCCAAGUCUCGACUCGACCUCUUGCGAGCACUCUCAGUGCGGUUGGGAAAGGUGCAUUCCACCCACAACACAAUGAAAGGAACAGUCUCUGAUUGAUCUUCCCACACAGCCUUGGAGUUUGACCUCGUUCAAGUCUGAAGAGAUGUGUGGCUCGAUUGGCGUUCCGGAGCCAGACUAGGUGAGGCACAUCAAGCGCUUAUCGAGCAAUGAGG